Molecule: messenger RNA, 2851 nt
Organism: Anoplopoma fimbria (sablefish)
Lineage: Eukaryota; Metazoa; Chordata; Actinopteri; Perciformes; Anoplopomatidae
Gene: sfxn5b
Product: sideroflexin 5b
Exons: 14
Coding region: 74-1051 (325 amino acids)
Biological process (GO): mitochondrial transmembrane transport; monoatomic ion transport; citrate transport
Cellular component (GO): mitochondrial inner membrane
Molecular function (GO): citrate transmembrane transporter activity; monoatomic ion transmembrane transporter activity
Source: RefSeq, a predicted model, not a curated record
CGCUGCAUGUAGUUCUCUCCACUUGAGAAUCCGUUCAUGAUUCACUUCAUUAAUAAAUGAAUAGUUCUCUGUCAUGGCGGAGUCUGCAGCCUGUCCUGCCUUCCAGCUCGGGAGACCCCGGUAUGAUCAGGGUUCAUUCUUCGGUCGACUGAGACACUUCAUAGACAUCAUUGACCCGAGCACCCUGUUCGUGUCCGAGAAACGAUUGAAAGAAUGCAUGAAUCUUCUUGAUGACUAUAAACAUGGAGAGCUUCCACCUGGAGUCUCUGAUCUACAGCUGUGGGAAGCCCAGAAGAUCAAGCAGGCCAUCAUUCAUCCUGACACAGGAGAGAAGAUCUUCAUGCCAUUUCGAAUGUCAGGUUAUGUACCAUUUGGAACACCAAUUGUCAUUGGCCUUCUUCUUCCAAAUCAGACUGUGGUGUCCACCAUUAUAUGGCAGUGGCUGAACCAGAGUCACAAUGCCUGUGUGAAUUAUGCAAACCGCAACGCCACAAAGCCAACGCCAACAUCCAAGUUUCUUCAAGGCUAUGUCGGCGCUGUGACUAGCGCUGUUUCUAUCGCAGUCGGGUUGAAUGUGCUGAUUCAGAAGGCCAACAAGCUGAGUCCUUCCACCAGAAUGAUAAUUCAGAGACUGGUCCCCUUUCCAGCUGUAGCCAGUGCAAACAUCUGUAACGUGGGCCUGAUGAGACACAAUGAGCUGUCUGAAGGAAUCGAUGUGCUGGACAACAACGGGAACGUGGUGGGAUCCUCCAAAAUUGCUGCAAGACAUGCGAUCAUGGAGACCGCCUUCACACGUGUGGUCCUCCCGAUGCCGAUCUUUGUCCUGCCCCCCAUCAUCAUGUCCUACCUCGAGAGGAUGCGAUUCCUGCAGAGCAACCGCCGGUUGUUGCUGCCCAUCCACAGCCUCGUGUGCCUGGUUACCUUCGGCCUCUCGCUGCCCCUGGCCAUCAGCCUGUUCCCCCAGAUGUCUCAGAUUGAGGUGUCUUGCCUCGAGCCGGAGAUCGCCAUGGCAACAGAUUGCAAAGUGGUGACCUACAAUAAGGGUUUAUGAUGGAUGCCGUGGUGAGGAAGAGGAGAGCACGAGGACAGGGGGGUGAGGACGGAAAUGAGGCGGCAUAGUGAAUAUCUGUCAGGGAGAAACUAGUGGGGUUCCUCCUCCACAUGUUUAAUCACAGCAGAGCCUGUAGAUCAUCAGUACUAACACAGGGUUGAUUUUUAAUUCCACGGUUCUCAAGAUCACAGCAAUUAUUGGGCCAAGGUUUGAAAAGAAAAAGCUCUGUAUGUAUAAAUGAUGAUAUAUUGACUGUGAAAUCAGUUUUUUAGUAUUAGUGAAAUGAUUUUUAUACUUACAAAGCAGUGUUUCCCACCCGAUGACAAGGGUUUAUAAAUACAGUUUGAACCUGCAAUAACUGACUUUUUCUGGCUUUUAGACUAACUGGAGCCUGUUUGUCUGAUGAGAGCAGUGAGAGUGAACGAAAACUAUAAAUUUGAAAACAAACACAGUGAGGGUGGCUUGACAGCUUGUUUGUCCACAGGUUAGACACCGUAAGUUUAUCAGCUAACAUUUGAUUUAUCUUUAUUUUAAACUUUUUUAUAUUGUGAUCCAUAAAAAAACUAAGUUAUAUCUGCGUUUGACUGUUGGUCACCAGUUGCAUUAAUACAAGUAUCAUUUUUUAGAGGCUGGAAGAGGUGAACUAUUCUUGUGUUUCACAAGAAAAAAUCAAAAAUAAGGGAUAAGUCUAAAAAGAAAAAAAAAGAAAUAUAAUUUCAUUACACUGAAAUGUUAAUUCUAUUAUUUAUCCUACAUUUUGUGACCCCCAGAUUAUUAACAUUGUCCUUAAUCUACAAUUCUGCAUCUCUUUCUGAGUUUGUUUCAGAGACAUCUGUCAGAGCAUGAUGAUCAAUACUGAAUUUCUUCAGAUAACAAUAAACAAAACAUCAUUAACUUCCGUAAAUAAACACAUUAUAUACAUAAAGAUUUCUGACAAGGAUCCUUAAAAUUAGGGAAAAUAAAAAACAUUUGACCAUCAAAAAAAUCAUCACUGCCCUCUGUUGGACAAAAGUCAGAGCAAACAUAUUGGAAACGAUCUUUGGCUUUUCUGUACUACCAUUUCUUCUCAAAAUAUGCUGAUCCUGAUAUAUCUACAAUAAGCUGAUACCAGCUGAUAUAUAUCUGGUGAGGGCUCUAGUCUGUUGUGUUGUGAUAGAGACGGUCGACAAAAUGAGCUUUGAGGGAAAGCUUCCCCUACAGUGUAUUUUUGACCCGUGGGAAACACUGCACUAGAUAAAACAUUUCUUUUUAUCAUGUGAAGGAAGAGAAACUCUGCAUUAACCUGCAGCUGACCUUAUGAAAUAUUCUGUAUACUGAGGAUUCCCUCAUUCGAGUACUGAAUUACUACGUAACAAUACUGCCGGUGUGAAGCCCCUCCGUCAGUGGCCGUACUGUAGAUGUCUAUGGGACAAUGUGGAGACUGUACUGUAGAUGUAUAAUAGUUUACACACUGUUCAUCACACAACAGGUAUUUUUACCUCAAUAAUGUGAAACAACAUACAGAAUUUUACUCUCUGGACAUUUUGUUUCCUACAAUAACCAAACGCUGAACAAUGACUUUGUUUCCUAACUUGUUGGAAGGACUCCACUACUGACUGUUUCUGUAACCACUACUGUAUUCCUAAUGCUUUACUUUGUACAAUACUUUACAUUUAAAAGUAUUAGAAAUAUACAAUGCUACUUAUAAUGAACUUUUUAACAAUUUGUAUAAUAAUUCUACUUCAAGUUUAUUAAAUGUUUGCUAGCCAAACAAUGUAAAACAUUUAUCUAUAUUAUCUGAAAAUUAUAUAAUAAAUACUA